Messenger RNA from Paracoccidioides brasiliensis Pb18, 2736 nucleotides. RefSeq lists its product as uncharacterized. Bases 1 to 2736 code for a protein of 911 amino acids. The transcript has 9 exons. The record is from RefSeq and is a predicted model, not a curated record.
AUGGAAAAUCCAAAAACAUUGACUGUGGCUACUAUCUGGAAAUUUGACAAAGACGCGGCUGGGGAUAUUAGAAAGCUUUUCAUGAAAACUGCCAAUACUAGCUCUGGGUUCUGCAAAUAUGAGCCUGCUGAAAAUGUUUUUGUUGUGGAUGGCUGUGAUGUUAUUGGAUCUGCUCCUGAACUGGGCUACUUGGUUGCAAAAUGCAUUGGUGGUGGGGGGGCUAAUGACAUGCUGAAGAUUUCGAGGGUUUCCCGUUUAGGACCGCUAAACACCCAGAGCGAAAAUCCUUAUGCUGAUGAUACAGAUGCGGAGACCAAAGGAACCCUUAUCGAUAUAGCUCAUAUCAGUGAAUCUACCAAGGUUCCGUUUACCAUUGAGUACUGGCAACCGGAAACUGGAACUGUCGGGGUCUUUGAAAAAUUUCCAUUUGCCAUUACCGAAGUUUCAAGAUUGUCCGGAGCGGACGUUGCUCUUGAAGAGUCUGAUAGGAGACUCCGCGUAUCCAGCUACCUCACCACCCAGGUCAAAGAUGCUUUAAACCGGCUCUUGAGUUUGCAAACUUCCCUUUCUUUUUCAAUUACCCCUCAUAUUGCACACGUUCUAAAUGUCUCUCCAGAGCUUGAAUAUCACCUCACGCUUUCUGUCUACUCGGAGCUAAACUCCCAGGCGAUUAACCGUAUCCUCGUUGACCCGGGAAGGAAAGAAAUAGAGCCUCCAUGCCCAACGAUACCCACAAAGGGACAGUCCAAACUAUGGGCCAAUUUCAAGUUCCGAGGCCUGGGGAAUGCGUCAAAUAUCCCACAGUUUGUCAAACCAACUCAGCAAAGUCGGUUUCAGCAAAGGCGACUCCAACAUAGUCAGUUGGACAACCACAGCUCCCUCGCGGCUGUUCAGCAAGAAGCCAUCCCUGUUGAGAGGCAUCCUUUCUUGACCCAGGAAAAGGUCUCUCGUGUCAACAAAUGGGUUGCUGCGGGAGUUGAGGCUGGCGCAGUCGGUGUCGGCGGAUUUAAGAGGCGCAAAGCCAUCAUCAUCGAUACAAAGGGUCAUAGUUCCGGAUCAAAUGAAACUUCAAAGCCGUAUCCGCUCGCAGAACCUGAUAAAGCCAACGAAGUUGCUUCCGCCCAACAGAAGCUCCAGCUGCCUGCGAAUUCUAAUGAGUGCGCCGACGAACAGUCGGAAUGUUACACUUCCACAAGAGGCCUCCAAGAAACGACCUCUAAGCCCAAGUUAAGCCCCAAGCCAGCUGCGAAGCGAGGAUCGGUCAAACUUAUUAAUAUGGAUGAAACGCCGGAGAUGCCAACAGCAACGAUACCGCCCAUGGCACACUUAGAGUCUAUUUUAAAGCCAGCACAAGCAGGCCCAGAAUCGGAAGACUAUAGACCUGGACGUUCAGUUGAGAAGGGUCGUACUGUCCAUUACACCAUGAACAACCAAGCUGGGAAUAACACUCGAAAGGGUCAAGGGGGCAUGAGUAACUUGGAAAAGAAAACUAAAAUUGCGGAGAGUUGGGACGUGCCUGAUAUGUCGAGAGCAAUGACUUUCGAUUGCCGCCGCCCUUCUGCCAAAUCCAUUCAGCAAAAAAGUGAAUGUAAAAUUGUCCAGCAGGCUAAAGAAGUUGAAAAAUGUAUAACAUCCACUAAUAACUUCCUCCGGCAAAUUGGCCUAGUUUUGAAUGGGGCUCGAUCCUUUCCAGGAAGCCUUUCUCUAGAAAUCCAGUUGGGUCUGAUUCUAAUCCAUCCCGCGGCAAUCGAGGCGAAAUAUAAAGAAGCUAUCUUUAACACCCGGUCAUGGAAUGUUAUAUUUCAACCAAAGAACAACCUCACCGCACCAAGCACAAUAUUCACUGACAGGCUGACAACGUCGGGCGCAGACAUCGAAUACAUCGUUGAUUUACUGGACGAUGAAGGAGCCAGUCCAUGCCAAAUGUUUCCAGAUACAAUCUUGUCACGCCGCGUCUGCUAUGAGUUUCAUUGUACAACCAAGAAUAAUGAGUCUUUGGUGGUCACCGUCGAUGAAUCCGGAACAGCAGUCGUCAAUAGACCGGAAUUUAUUCUUGGCUCGGUAAGCGCUCACUGCGCGGCUCACACCUGGGAUAUGCGAGGUUUAGUCAAAGGGGCAAUUGAGUAUGUUCGAGGCGAUGAAGAAAUCAACCUCGCAAUCCAAAAUCUCAUUGCCAAAUUGUAUAUCCGACCAGACAAGUCCGAGCUCGAGAUUUUUAUUCAGAAUCCUGAAGAUGGGCCAUUGCUCAUUACAAACGCUUUCGUCAAGCGUUCCACUAGACAUGGUUUCCAUAAGCAUGAGACUGGACCUUGGCAUACUAACACUACUUGGAAGUCUGCUCAGAACUGCAGUCGUUCGAGAACAUCACGAGAAAUCCAGGGACCAAUUCUUCAAAUCACCGAGGUGCAAAAUCUUCUUUUCGGAGGUCAUGAAUAUGACAAAUCCACCAUUUGUGCCCUAGCAGAAAAUCCAGAGGACAUGGUAGAAGGCCAUAGGUGGUGGUACGAAGUAUCGAUUAUAAACCUAGAAAUCGAGAAGAUUCUGCGCAGCUAUAAAUACCUUGAGCUUGGCGACAGUAACAUUUCCUGGACUACCUUCGACCUGCCCGCUUCUGCGUCCAGGAAUCCGAACAAGGCUGACUCCAAUGUUACAGGCCCCCCUGCCGCGGCGAGCCAAAAUCUUACGGGUGAAGAAUCAGACAACCACACCUCAUCGGGGUAUCAAACAAUACGGUAG